Messenger RNA from Ricinus communis (castor bean), 934 nucleotides. RefSeq lists its product as uncharacterized. The record is from RefSeq and is a predicted model, not a curated record. The transcript has 2 exons. Bases 173 to 745 code for a protein of 190 amino acids. NCBI's taxonomy places the organism in Eukaryota, Viridiplantae, Streptophyta, Magnoliopsida, Malpighiales, Euphorbiaceae.
UGUAAGUGUUCAAAAUCCCAAUUCAGUUCGGAUCAAAAACAGGUUUACAGUUUAAACCAACUUCAAACUCAUUUGCUUAUUAUAUCUGUGAUCCUUGUUGGGAUCUCUCGUAAAGAUCAGAAAGUUUAGUUCUUUUGGCACAGAAUUUAGAUUACUUUUUUGCUAGUUCAAUAUGGCCUCUUGCAAAUUCAACCUUUCAUUGUCUGUGUUGGUUCAUGCCAUUUUCUUGUUUUCUUCACCGCUAGUUCUCGCUGAUGAUAAGGAAAACAGUGUGCUUCAAGGUAUAAACAGUUACAGGACAUCCUUGCAGCUUCCAGCCCUUACUAAGAAUGACAAGGCAGGAUGUCUAGCUGAUGAAGUUGCCGACAAGUUACAAGACCAACCAUGUAGUUCUGCUGGUGCCAGUUCGGUUCAGUUAUCGAACUACCCCGAACUACUAUCAAAAUGUGGCAUCGACAUUAACCAUACUAGAGAUGGGGCAGUUUUGCCUGUCUGCGUGCCGAAACUGGUUCCAACACUUGUGCUUACCAAUUAUACGCACACCCAACACGCCAAGUACAUAAAUGAUUCCAGGUAUACUGGAGUGGGAAUUGGGUCUGAGGAUGACUGGAUGGUGGUUGUUUUGAGCACCAACACACCUUCAGGUAGUUUCGCAGGAGCGAACAGUUUGAUGUCAAAGAUUGGCUGUGGUCAUUGUUUGAUGUGUUUCUUGAUGGGGAUUAUGCUUCUUUUCGUUGUCUAUUAAGUUCUCGUCCUUUUGUGCAUAUAUAUAUAUAUAUAUAUGUAUAUAUAUAUAUAUAUAAUGUUCUAUUAUGUGUUGUGAUCUUAAUUUGUGAGAGGACAAAAUGUAAUAGUUAGGUUACUCUAUUAGUUUUAUUUUCUGCACAAUUAUUCUCUCUUGAAUUUUCCAAUGAAUUAAUGGUUGGUUUGAUCA